Messenger RNA from Seminavis robusta, 687 nucleotides. Lineage: Eukaryota; Bacillariophyta; Bacillariophyceae; Naviculales; Naviculaceae. The record is from the annotation of a GenBank genome assembly.
AUGCGUUUUUGUUAUGUUGUCCGUGUGGAAGAAACCGAAGAUUACUUGUCGACCAAACGAUACCCCGAUUGGGAGAGAGACUUGUGCGGCAUUGAAAGGCUCCUUCGCACUCCUUCUCUGGUCGAGAAUCCCCAGAAGCCUCUCUUGCUCCUUGUCAGCAACGACGAAGAAGAUGAACUCGAUGUGGAGCGCUUGGUCAACCUCUUCGGGCUGACCGGUGCGAACUUUCGUCGUCCGUUCCGUGCUGUGUUGUCCGAUAGCAAGGGAAAUGACGGCACCCUCCUUGAGGCUAUCCAAUGGCUCACCAAAACAGCCCGCUCCUCGCAUGACGAAGGCACUGCCAUGACUGGGAGUGAUACAGAAGAGGAGAGUUCCAUCCUCACAUCCGCUACUGCUGGAACUGGCGCAACAUUGGCUUCUUCUUCUGUUGGCGGUCAUUUCGUGAUGGAUUAUGAACCCACUCUGUUGGGCGGCAAUCCGACCCUCCAGCGCUUCGAACCCAUCAAGAAGAGUACCCAUUGUCCCUUUGCUCAUGCCGCCAAGUUGUGGGGCGGCAAGUUGCCGCAUCGACCCGCUCCAGGAAGCCGCCUCCUUGAACGCGGGUCCCUUGGCCGAGUUUGCGGCCGGCUCCAAAAACGGCGAAGUGCUGGAUGGGUUCUGUUUGGAGAUUCCAGAGGCGCGCUAUAG